This is a messenger RNA of Lolium rigidum, 1421 nucleotides long. Its product is annotated as UV-B-induced protein At3g17800, chloroplastic-like. The coding region runs from base 1 to 1236 and encodes 411 amino acids. The transcript is spliced from 3 exons. The record is from RefSeq and is a predicted model, not a curated record. NCBI's taxonomy places the organism in Eukaryota, Viridiplantae, Streptophyta, Magnoliopsida, Poales, Poaceae.
AUGGAGGCUACAGCAGCAGCGGCCGCCGCGGCGCUCAGGUCGCCCACCGCCGCCGCCGCGCCCUCGCGGCGUGUCGCCGGCGCGAGGUCGCUUCCCUUCGAACGGAGGCGCAGCUUCGCCCUCGGCUCCGUCAAGGGUCUCGGGCGGCAGCAGCUGACAUCUAGAAGGCGAAGCAGUCUCAUCAGGGCGUCUUCGUCGCCGUCGGAGUCUCUGCCGUCCUCCUCCCCCAUCGCGCCGCUGCAGAUGGAGUCGCCGAUAGGGCAGUUCCUCUCGCAGAUUCUGGUCACGCACCCGCACCUGCUCCCCGCCGCCGCUGAGCAGCAGCUCGAGCAGCUCCAGACCGUCCACGACGCCGCCGGGAAGGAGGGCGGCGGCGACAAGCCGGCACCACCGCCAGGUGGCGACAUCGUCCUGUACAGGCGAAUUGCUGAGGUUAAGGAGAAGGAACGGAGAAGGACGACAGAGGAGAUACUGUACGCGUUGGUUGUUCAGAAGUUUGUUGAAGCUGGCGUCUCUUUGGUCCCAGCUCUCUCUCACACCAUUGAUACUUCUGGUAGAGUUGAUCAGUGGGGAGAGCAUGUGGAAGGGAAGCUUGAGCGCUUGCACUCACAGGAGGCAUAUGAAAUGAUCGAGAACCACUUGAAUCUCAUAUUGGGGCAGCGGCAGGCUGAUGCCACCGUCGCAGCCAUAAGUAAGCUCAGGGUUGGCCAAGUCUACGCCGCAUCAGUGAUGUAUGGGUAUUUCCUCAAGAGGGUCGAUCAGAGGUUUCAGCUCGAGAAGUCCAUGAAGAACCUCCCUUGGGGAUCAGAGGAUGCGCUCAAUCAAGUUAUGACGACCGACUCACGGCCCUCGGCUCAGACUUACACUUCUCACCCAGAGGUGGAGGAGUCCUGGACCUCCUCUGACGAGCUCAGCGCGCAAGGGCUUGGCCAGUCUGUCAAGCCUUGCCGUCUUAAGUCAUAUGUCAUGUCAUUUGACCCAGACACAUUGCAAACUUACGCGACAAUCCGGUCAAAGGUGGCAUUUGGCAUCAUCGAGAAGCACACGGAGGCACUAUUUGGGAAGCCGGAGAUUGUGAUUACUCCAGAAGGAACAGUCGAUUCUUCCAAGGAUGAGCAUGUCAGGAUAAGCUUCUCAGGAUUGAGAAGGCUGAUCUUAGAGGCUGUUACUUUCGGAUCCUUCCUUUGGGAUGUCGAGAGCUACGUGGAUUCGAGGUACCAUUUUGUCACCAACUAAGUUGGAACCAAAUAGUGUAGAUUCAUGGCUAUGUGUUUGGUCUGAAGUUCAUAGGCUUUGCUGAAGACUGUUGUACAAUGGAAAUUACCCCGUGUUGUAUGCUGAGAAACAUAUGAUUCUGGCAUCACAACAUUGUAAAGUGGAAAUGUCAUUUAGACUGAUAUCUAGCUACUAAGAUUUUUUAA